This is a messenger RNA of Trematomus bernacchii (emerald rockcod), 2438 nucleotides long. It is a transcript of the gene chaf1b, whose product is annotated as chromatin assembly factor 1, subunit B. Gene Ontology annotation, cellular component: nucleus; CAF-1 complex. The transcript has 14 exons. Gene Ontology annotation, molecular function: protein binding. Lineage: Eukaryota; Metazoa; Chordata; Actinopteri; Perciformes; Nototheniidae. The record is from RefSeq and is a predicted model, not a curated record. The coding region runs from base 83 to 1975 and encodes 630 amino acids. Gene Ontology annotation, biological process: DNA replication-dependent chromatin assembly; nucleosome assembly.
GGAAGUUUUGAACGGAUCAUACGCGGGAAAUUACUUUUCGCUUCAGCUGGACAACAGAGGAGGUCAGUCAUUCAUAUACAAAAUGAAGGUGGUUACGUGUGAGAUUGCAUGGCACAACAAGGAGCCAGUCUACAGUCUGGACUUCCAGCACAGCCCGGAUGGUCGCAUUUGUCGGCUGGCCACAGCUGGAGUGGACACCACAGUCAGACUGUGGCGGGUGGACAUGGGCCCUGACGGGAAGGCAGUGGUGGACUUUCUGUCUAAUCUGACCAGACAUACCAAGGCUGUGAACGUUGUGCGCUUCAGCCCCAAUGGAGAGCUGCUGGCCUCAGGAGGAGAUGAUGCAGCGAUUCUGCUGUGGAAGCUCAACGACUCUAAAGAGCCCGAGCCGAUACCCAUGUUCCAGGAGGAUGAGGAUGCUCUGCUCAACAAAGAGAGCUGGACUGUGGUCAAGACUUUAAGGGGUCACAUAGAGGAUGUGUAUGACAUCUGCUGGACACGGGACGCAAGCUCCAUGAUCUCCGGGUCUGUUGACAACACGGCUAUUAUGUGGGACAUCAACAAAGGAACGAAGCUGUCCAUCUUGAAUGACCAUAAGAGUUACGUGCAGGGGGUGACCUGGGAUCCUCUGGGGCAAUAUGUAGCCACUCUCAGCUGUGACAGAGUGAUGCGUGUGUACAGCACUCACACCAAGAAGAAAGCCUUCUGCAUCAGUAAGAUGAGCUCUGGGCCUCUCGCAGAGGGAGAGGUGAAGCAGCACAGAAUGUUCCAUGACGACAGCAUGAGGUCGUUUUUCCGUCGUCUUUCUUUCACACCAGAUGGGUCUUUCUUGCUCGCCCCAGCUGGGUGCGUGGAGAUUGGAGAAAACAUCAUAAAUACCACCUACAUCUUUUCCAGGAAGAGUCUCAAGAGGCCUAUCGCACACUUGCCAUGUCCGUCUAAAGCUACACUGGCUGUGCGAUGCUGCCCCGUCUACUUUGAACUGAGGACCAAGACGCUAGAAGAUGGUACAGUUCAGACUCUUCCCAACGUCUUCCAGUUGCCGUACCGCAUGGUGUUCGCUGUGGCGUCUGAGGACUCCAUCUACCUGUAUGACACGCAGCAGACCCUUCCCUUCGGCCUGGUGUCAAACAUCCACUACCACACACUCAGCGACCUCACAUGGUCCCGGGACGGCUCCUUCCUGGCGGUGUCCUCCACAGACGGCUACUGCUCCUUCCUCUCCUUCUCUCCUGGGGAGCUGGGCACUGCGCUGAAGGAGCCCCCCACCCUGGAGAUCUUUACACCAAGCACUGCUACUGAGAAAAAGGGCAAGAAGUCGGCAGCUGCUAGAAACUCGUCUCCCCAGACCCCCACAUCCCAAACCAUCAUCAGCAAAGUCACCCCUCUCACCCCUGUCACCCCCCUCACCCCUGUCACCCCCCCAGAGGAGAAGAAGAGCACCCCGAGUGCCAAGUCCAAACCUCAGCCCCGAAGAAUCACCCUGAACACCCUGCAGGGCUGGGGGAAGCCCUCCUCCCCUAAAACCACAGCUCCCCCAGCCCCUCAGACCCCAACGUCUGAGAGCUCCAGCGCACCCUCCACUCCCCAGGCUCGCAUCGCCCCUCUCACCCCGACCCAGUCCUCCUCAACACAUCCACGUCUUACCCCUCUCACCCCUACCAAUUCGUCCACAACACAGCCCCGCAUCUCCCCCCUCACUCCCUCCACCCCUAAGGCCAGUGGUAAUAACGCUGGGCAAACGACUCCUAAAGGUACCACCACCCCAAAGGGGCCCACCCCAAGGAGGGUAUCUUUGACUACAGUUGCAUCCCGAUCUCCAGCUGUUAGUUCACUCUUCCGCACUCCCUCCUCCACUGAGAAGGCCAAACACGAACGCCCUUCUCCUACCAACGAUCCGGUGUGCCAGCCUCCAGAGCCAAAACGGUCCAAGACCAGUGAGCCGGCAGCGAAGAGCAGUGCCACCCAGACUUAAUGUGUGAUACAGUGAUUUCAGAAAAGAUUAAAAACUGCAGAGGGAGACGCUUCAGUGUAAAAACAAUGAUGUUCCUCGUGGAUGAAGCACCACCGUGUGUGGGUUGCUUGUACUUCCUUAAAAAGCUGUAUCCUCACAUAAUGUACUUGGUUAUAAAACAAACUGUCUUUUGUAUUAAUACUUAUUUUUAUUGUGUAUUUUUGUAUCAUACAUUAACAAUGUUUUUUUUUUUUACAUUUAGAUGCUUAAGUGAAAAAAAAGAGUUCUGUUUUACUUAUUUUAAAUAAUGUGAUUGUUAAACUGCUGAAAACCUGGAGAAGAAGAAAGAACCACUUCAAGGUUUAGUGCCUUGUGAAAAACGAUAAAAAAGUAAAGUCUUAUUUAGCUGAAGACUGCGGGCCAGCAGCUUAAGUGAAGAGCUCAAAUUGUUAAGUCUUUUCUCAUUGUCUAAUAAAGGACGUUU